Gongylonema pulchrum is the source of this 363-nucleotide messenger RNA. The record is from the annotation of a GenBank genome assembly. NCBI's taxonomy places the organism in Eukaryota, Metazoa, Nematoda, Chromadorea, Rhabditida, Gongylonematidae.
CGAGUGCAGCACAUGCUAUACGUUGCACUGGUGACGCUGUGCGGUCGAGCUCGCAUCAUCGGUGAUUUGGAUACGAGCAAUGAGAAAGUGAACGAAUACAUCAGGCGCUGGUCGUUGAAUCGCAACGAACAACGAACUCUUUUGCGCCUCAUACACUGGGCUCUCAUCAACGACGGCCGAGCCGACCAGGCCGCUAAGACGAUGACUGCGCUUCUUGGCACAUAUACGGACGAGGAUGCUGCAUCGGCGGUUGAGGAUGCUCGCGAAUGUGUCCGAACAGCAGUUGUCGAUCCCAAAUCAUUCAGUUUCGACCAUCUUUUACGACUUUCAGCUGUGAAAUUAUUGCAGAAGGUAUGUUUGUAA